This is a messenger RNA of Spea bombifrons (plains spadefoot toad), 872 nucleotides long. It is a transcript of the gene TMEM50B, whose product is annotated as transmembrane protein 50B. The transcript has 7 exons. The record is from RefSeq and is a predicted model, not a curated record. Gene Ontology annotation, biological process: late endosome to vacuole transport via multivesicular body sorting pathway; protein targeting to vacuole. Bases 155 to 631 code for a protein of 158 amino acids. Lineage: Eukaryota; Metazoa; Chordata; Amphibia; Anura; Pelobatidae.
AUCGCGUUAGUGGGAUCCUGCCCCAGAUCGGUGUCCUGUGCAUGGAGCGGGCCUGACGGUACGUAGAGGGGAGACGAACCCUUCCGGGCGGGGAAAAGACUGAAUGACGCUUCCAUACGAGUCUCUUAUUACACCGGGACACGUCUGAUGAACAAUGGCCGGAUUUCUGGAUAAUUUCCGAUGGCCGGAGUGUGAAUGCAUCGACUGGGGUGAAAAAAGGAACACAAUUGCUUCUGUUGUAGCAGGUGUUCUGUUUUUUUCAGGUUGGUGGAUCAUGAUUGAUGCCGCAGUGGUUUACCCUUCGCAGAAAGAACUGAACCACGCGUUUCACACCUGUGGAGUGUUCUCUACAGUGGCUUUCUUCAUGAUCAACGCUGUGUCCAAUGCGCAGGUUCGGGGGGACAGCUACAGCGACGGCUGCCUGGGAAGGACGGGGGCUCGAGUUUGGCUUUUCAUCGGCUUUAUGCUGAUGUUUGGAUCACUCAUCGCUUCCAUGUGGAUCCUUUUUGGAGCUUACGUCACACAAGGUGGAAAUGUUUACCCUGGACUGGCUGUGUUUUUCCAGAACACUCUAAUAUUUUUUAGCACAUUGAUCUACAAAUUCGGAAGAACGGAAGAGUUGUGGUCAUAGGAAGAUGGAGCCGGAAAGCUUGCAGUCUAGCUGUUCGGAUGUCCUGUCUCGCCUGUUUCUAGUAUUCACGUUUCUGGCAAAUAGUUUUAUUUCUACGGACUGGGGUAACCCCGCCGCCAUUAAGGUGGAAGAAGGAGCUCGUUAUGCUGUAUAUACAUCAGUUGAAACACUGAUGUGCGAUUCUUGGCUCACAAUAGAUCUGUCAACAAUUUUAUUAUUUUUCCUUAGUUUUUUUCCUGUU